This is a messenger RNA of Chanos chanos (milkfish), 2148 nucleotides long. It is a transcript of the gene brsk2a, whose product is annotated as BR serine/threonine kinase 2a. The record is from RefSeq and is a predicted model, not a curated record. Gene Ontology annotation, biological process: protein phosphorylation; intracellular signal transduction. Gene Ontology annotation, molecular function: ATP binding; protein serine/threonine kinase activity. NCBI's taxonomy places the organism in Eukaryota, Metazoa, Chordata, Actinopteri, Gonorynchiformes, Chanidae. Bases 1 to 2148 code for a protein of 715 amino acids. The transcript is spliced from 19 exons. Gene Ontology annotation, cellular component: cytoplasm.
AUGUCAUCGUCUGGUAAAGACAACAGCGGUGCUCAACAUGCCAAUUACGUGGGACCAUAUCGCUUGGAAAAGACGCUCGGCAAAGGACAGACAGGUCUGGUGAAGCUCGGAGUCCACUGCGUCACGUGUCAGAAAGUUGCCAUAAAGAUUGUCAACCGAGAGAAGCUCAGUGAGUCUGUAUUAAUGAAGGUGGAGCGAGAGAUUGCUAUUCUGAAGCUAAUAGAACACCCUCAUGUCUUAAAGUUGCAUGACGUCUACGAAAACAAGAAAUAUCUGUAUUUGGUUUUAGAGCACGUAUCUGGAGGAGAACUGUUUGACUACCUGGUAAAGAAGGGCAGGUUAACGCCCAAGGAAGCCAGAAAGUUCUUCAGACAAAUUAUGUCAGCUCUGGAUUUCUGUCACAGUCACUCAAUAUGCCACAGGGACCUGAAGCCAGAGAACCUGUUGCUGGAUGAGAAGAACAAUAUUAGGAUAGCAGACUUUGGCAUGGCUUCCCUCCAGGUCGGCGACAGUCUACUGGAAACUAGCUGUGGGUCUCCACACUACGCCUGUCCUGAGGUCAUUAGGGGAGAGAAGUAUGAUGGACGGAAAGCAGAUGUAUGGAGCUGUGGAGUCAUUCUCUUUGCUCUGCUGGUGGGAGCCCUGCCGUUUGAUGAUGACAAUUUAAGAAACUUGUUAGAGAAAGUGAAGCUCGGAGUAUUUCACAUGCCACACUUCAUUCCUCCAGACUGCCAGAACCUUCUCCGGGGUAUGAUUGAGGUGGAUGCAGCUAAGAGGCUAACGUUAGAGCAGAUCCAGAAGCACACAUGGUACAUAGGGGGAAAGAACGAGCCAGAACCAGAGCAGCCCGUGCCCAGGAAGGUGGCCAUCCGCUCCCUGCCCUCUGCUGAAGACAUUGACCCCGACGUACUGGAGAGCAUGCAUUCGCUGGGCUGCUUCCGUGACAAGAACAAACUAAUGAAGGACCUUUUGUCAGACGAUGAAAAUCAGGAAAAGAUGAUUUAUUUCCUCCUGCUUGACCGUAAGGAGAGGUAUCCCAGUCACGAGGACCAGAACCUUCCCCCACGCAACGACAUCGAUCCUCCGCGAAAGCGUGUGGACUCACCCAUGCUGAACCGGCACGGGAAGAGGAGGCCGGAGCGCAAGUCCAUGGAGGUCUUGAGCGUGACGGACGGCGGUUCCCCUGUGCCCGCGAGACGAGCCAUUGACAUGACCCAGCAUGGACAGAGGUCGCGGUCCAUCAGUGGAGCAUCCUCUGGCCUUUCCACCAGCCCUCUCAGCAGCCCACGGGUGACCCCUCACCCCUCCCCACGGGGUAGCCCUCUCCCUACUCCCAAAGGAACCCCGGUGCACACGCCCAAGGAGAGCCCGGCUGGUACGCCCAACCCCACGCCGCCGCCAAGCCCCUCCAUCGGUGGAAUGCCCUGGAGGACUCGCCUCAAUUCCAUCAAGAACAGCUUCUUGGGAUCACCACGUUUUCACCGCAGGAAACUACAAGUUCCUACUCAAGAGGAGAUGUCCAGCCUCACACCAGAGUCUUCUCCAGAACUUGCCAAAAAAUCUUGGUUUGGUAACUUCAUCAAUCUGGAGAAGGAAGAGCAGAUAUUUGUUGUCAUCAAGGACAAGCCACUGAGCUCCAUAAAAGCCGACAUAGUCCACGCCUUUCUCUCGAUUCCCAGCCUCAGUCACAGUGUCAUCUCUCAGACAAGUUUCCGGGCAGAAUACAAGUCCACCGCAGGCCCCACUGUCUUCCAGAAGCCUGUUAAGUUCCAGGUGGACAUCACCUACACUGAGAGCACAGCCGCACAGAAGGAAAAUGGCAUCUACUCUGUCACCUUCACACUGCUCUCAGGACCCAGCCGACGCUUCAAGCGAGUGGUCGAGACGAUUCAGGCCCAGUUGUUAAGCACACACGACCAGCCAGGGGUCCAACAGCUGUCUGGCAGCCCAUUGAGUAACUUCUUUGACGUAAUUAAACAACUUUUUUCAGACGAGAAGAACGGCCAGGUGCUUCAUCCACCUGGCUCGCCCAACAAGCAUGCUCCCAGCAGCAGGAGGCACGACCCCGAGGCUAAUGACUCUAAGUGCCCUGGGGGCAGAGACAAUGCCAACAUGGUGGCAUCUAUUGGAACGCAGGAGCAGCCAUAG